GGCGUCAGGCGCGGGGCGGGAGUGGGCGGCCGCCGCGUUCCUCAGAGGUGGCGGGGCUGGCGCUCGGUGGUGCUGCUUGGGGCAGCUCGGCGUUCUCACGGCUCCCGCCUGCGGGGUGAGACGGUUCCUGAGUUCUUGAAGGAACCGCAGGCGUUGAGAGACGACUGAGAGCCGUGAGCUCGCCGGGGGCUGCCUGGGGGAUGGUGCGGAGCCGCUGUGAGGGGAGAUAGCCGAGUGAGGAAAUGAAUCGAAGGCUGAUACUGAAGUUUGAAAAUCUGAUCCAUUUCCGUGGUGCUUGCAGACAGUUGCACACUCUUCCCUGCAGGGGAGUUUGCAGAGCACAAUGGAAGCCUGUACAGUCAUCUGCGUGUCCCACGCGUUCCGUUCAUCCAUAUCCACAGUGCUGGCAGAGAGACAAGUUGGUCAGAGUUGCCUCGUCACCAUGCAGAUAUCUAGCUACUAAGGAGGAGAAGAAAAAGGACAGAAGGAAAUUACCGAUGACCAAAGGGGAAGUGGAGAUAAGGCAGCAGAUGACUGUUGAGGAACUUGCAAGAGCAAUGGGUAAAGACAUAGAUCAUAUUUAUGAAGCCCUGCUGUACUCAGAUAUUGACGUCAAUUCCCUGGAACCAGAUUCCAUUUUAUAUGAAGACUCUAUCAAGCUGAUUGUUAAAAAAUCAGGAAUGAAGUAUAAGUCAGCAAAACUGAGAGAGGAAAAAGAAAGAGAAAACAAAGAUGCAGUGAAACGACCUCCUGCAGACCCGGCGUUCUUAACUCCGCGGCCCCCCGUUGUUACUAUAAUGGGCCACGUUGAUCAUGGGAAAACAACUUUACUUGACAGCCUGCGGAAAACUCAGGUGGCAGCCAUGGAAGCAGGAGGCAUCACGCAGCACAUUGGUGCUUUUCUUGUGCAUCUGCCUUCUGGGGAAAAGAUCACUUUCCUUGAUACUCCUGGGCAUGCAGCUUUCUCAGCCAUGCGAGCGAGAGGUGCAUAUGUGACUGACAUCAUCAUCCUGGUUGUAGCAGCUGAGGAUGGAGUGAUGCAGCAAACUAUAGAGUCCAUUGAACAUGCUAAAAAUGCAGGAGUUCCUCUCAUCCUCGCCAUUAACAAGUGUGACAAACCUGAAGCUGAUCCUGAAAGAGUGAAGAAGGAAUUGCUGGCUCACGAUGUGGUCUGUGAGGAGUUUGGAGGUGAUGUUCAGGCUGUAAAUAUUUCUGCACUCAAGGGUGACAACCUGACAGUUUUGGCAGAAGCAACCGUUGCUUUGGCUGAGAUGUUAGAACUGAAGGCAGAUUACUCAGGUCUGGUAGAGGGGACCAUCGUUGAGUCUCGCAAAGACAAAGGGAAAGGUCCAGUUACCACAGCCAUCAUCCAAAGAGGAACUCUGAGGAAAGGCUGUGUUCUGGUUGCAGGGAAGACCUGGGCAAAAGUGCGUUUCAUGUUCGAUGAGAAUGGCAAAGCUGUGGAUGCAGCCUCUCCCAGCAUCCCAGUGGAAAUCAUGGGCUGGAAGGAAGUUCCUUCAGCAGGAGAUGAAAUCCUUGAAGUGGAAUCGGAGCAAAGGGCACAUGAAGUUGUGGCCUGGAGAACAUAUGUUGAACAACAAGAGAAGAUGAAAAAGGACGGAGAAGUUAUUGAAGCAAAGCAAAAGGAACACAGAAUGGAAUAUGAGAAGAAGCUACAGAAUUUAGCCCAUUUGACCUGGAGACAGAGAAAGGCAGCCCUGUACAAGGCCAGCAAGCAUCUCAUGCCCUUAAAACCGAAAGAGAGAGCAGAAACGGACGAAAAUGUGCUGUCCAUAAUCAUUAAAGGUGAUGUGGAUGGAUCUGUGGAAGCUAUUCUGAAUGUUCUGGACAGCUACGAUGCAGAUGAUGAGUGUAAAUUGGAUGUCAUUCAUUUUGGAAUGGGAGAUAUCAGUGAGACUGAUCUAAGCCUUGCUGAAACAUUUAAUGGUGUUGUUUAUGGAUUCAGCGUGAAAGCAAAUGAAACUAUCAAAAAGAUGGCUGCUAAAAAGGGAGUAAAAAUUAAACUUCACAACAUCAUCUACAAACUUAUUGAGGAUUUGAAAGAUGAGCUGAGUAGCAGACUACCCCCAUCCGUGGUGGAAAACACAAUAGGGGAAGCUUCUGUUCUUGACAUCUUCUCUGUAACAGUAGGAAAAAACAAAGUUCCAGUAGCUGGGUGCAGAGUACAGAAAGGGCAGCUGGACAAGAAGAUGAAAUUUAAGUUGAUCCGUAAAGGGAAUGUUAUUUGGAAAGGAUCUUUAUCAUCACUGAAACAUCAUAAAGAUGAUGUCCAGGUAAUAAAAACAGGUAUGGAUUGUGGAUUAAGUUUGGACAAGCAUAUGGAAUUCAAUAUUGGAGAUGAAAUCAUCUGUUAUGAAGAAAAAGAAAUUCAACAGACAACUUCCUGGAAUCCAGGGUUUUAAAACAGGGUUGGAUACCUAACAGUAAAGGUGGUGUCCUGUUCCUGCCUUGAACUCUUUAACAUUAAAUGAACUUAGUUAUGGAAAAAA
Molecule: messenger RNA, 2510 nt
Organism: Tympanuchus pallidicinctus (lesser prairie-chicken)
Lineage: Eukaryota; Metazoa; Chordata; Aves; Galliformes; Phasianidae
Gene: MTIF2
Product: mitochondrial translational initiation factor 2
Exons: 14
Coding region: 243-2423 (726 amino acids)
Biological process (GO): translational initiation
Molecular function (GO): translation initiation factor activity; GTP binding; GTPase activity
Source: RefSeq, a predicted model, not a curated record